Yarrowia lipolytica CLIB122 is the source of this 1491-nucleotide messenger RNA. RefSeq lists its product as uncharacterized. NCBI's taxonomy places the organism in Eukaryota, Fungi, Ascomycota, Dipodascomycetes, Dipodascales. Gene Ontology annotation, molecular function: protein binding. The record is from RefSeq and is a predicted model, not a curated record.
AUGCGUGAGUAUUCACAUGUCGCUCGCUACAAUAGCCACAACUCCGGUGACACAGGUAGGAACACCGUCAGAGGGCAGCUUCAGGUAACAGGCGGGAUUCAUAUAUACCGGAGCCACAAACCCCAUCUCACAAGGGGAAAAAAAAUACACAAGAAAUCAACAUCCACUCCGCAGCUUCAGCUCUACCACAACAUGUCGCUAUCGCUGCCUCCGGAAAUCAUCACCAUGGUGUGUUAUCACCUCGACACAAAAAGCCUCCUUGCUCUGGAGGCCAGCUGUUCAGAAAUCCGAGCAAUAACGUCGUCGCGGUUUCUCGACGAGGCGCUAUUUGCACACAGAUGCCGAGACCUGUGCCAGUGGAUCUCUCCUCAGUAUGGCCAUGGCUCCUGGAGAGGCACUCUACGACGUCUCAAACGAGUGGUGACGCCCAUGGACUAUCACAAUUUGCAUUUCAUGUACGAGCUGGCCGAAGGCGGGCGUCUUCCCAGCCGUUUCCGCCGAGGAGAACUCGUCAAACGAAGUCAUCUCAACACAAAGAUGGAACGGGAGGGCAAGAAAACUGACCAAAACAAACGACUGAGCGUGAUAGCGUCAGACGUUGUUGCCCGCAACUUCCGCUGCAAAAUCCUCCACAACCGCAUCCAGAUGCACCAUAACGGAGUCAUCAUCACCCUCAACAUGUCCGACCAAAUUGGAGUUUGUGAGACAGCACGUCCGGAGUUUUCAAUCAAGGACGAUGGAGAAAAGGGCUGGAGAUACGAGUACGAAACGCGUCUGGGACAAGUGGUGCUGCCGUUUGAAGCUUCUUUCAUUGCUCAAACAGACGACCAUAUGACAGUCAAGGCCAUCUCGGGAGACUCCAAAGACAAAUUCUUCUUCGUGGACAUGACCACGCUGCCUCAUAAACAGCCCAUGAAAGUGCCAGCACACACCGCUUUGCACACUGUGGGAUCCCUUGCUCUUCUUACUGAUGAUUCACACUUACAUGUUGUGCACCAAACUGGAGUCUACUCGUUUGGAGAACAACAUGGAAGAAAGAAGUUCACUGUGUGUGGACCCUUCCUCGUGGUAUUGUACGACAACCUGGUGCUCUCCGUCCUCUACCAAGAUGACUCUUCCGUUUAUUUGGUGGGCCAUGUCGUACUCCAAGGAUGGAACUUUGAAACUGCUAGACUGGUAGCAGACGUCACCCUGCAUAAAUUCGUCAUGCUGUGCUCAGAUAAUUGCACGCUGCUGAUGGAUCUAGAAACCCUAGAGAUGGACACCUUGCCUCCAUCCCAAAUCAACAGUAUUGAUUCGGAACUCAACGCAUGGGCUUACUCCGAGCGGUAUCUCAAGGUCAUAGCCUACAAGGCUGCAUGUAUCAAGAAGGCCACCGAGGAGAGAAUAGGACGAGUGAUUGAGGAGCCGUUUGUAUUCGACUUUCGCUACGUGAACAAUGUAGCCGAGGAAGGGUUGAUUCAGAUGAGCACCCAUUCAACUAUCGUUUAA